GAAAACAUUUAGAUCUAGAUGUGGAUCUAAAUUUAAAAGCCGGUGAAACCAAGACAAGAACCAAACAAUUUUUAAUUUUCUAAUUUUAAGGUCUCAGUCUAUUUUUCUUUUAUUAAAAUUGACGAACUAGAUGUAGAUCUAGAUCUUUAUGGCUAUGAUACAGCGGAAGAGUACACCUAGAUCUAGAUUUUAUUAUGAAGUUUUGAUGUGUUGAAAACAACGGUGGUUCUGAGACUGAAGCCGAAGCAUUAUAUAUAAAUUCAUUUAUUACACAAGUGUAACCACUACUCACAAGUGACAGUGUUUUAUAUAGAUCAAGAAAUGCCUUGGAUAUAUUUUAAAGUUAUUCUUCUUUUUAGCCUAUUUGGAUUAUUAUAUGGUGAUGCACCCCUACUUGGUACUCGAAGCAGGACGUCUUCGCUGGAUACAAGUAACAUUGAAUUCGAUUUCGACCCACCAUCAAGUGGCUUUGGCCCUACAGAUACAGAUGAUGAGGAUUUAGCAGGAUCUGGUUCUGGCCUGUCUGGCAGUGGAGAUGGACCCAAUUAUGAUACAGAUGUAAAGACCACACCCACAACAACCAGUGCCACAACAGUGAAUGCAACUACUACAAGUAGGCCGAUGUCUGAAUGUGAAAAAGCAUCCCAAACCACCAAGAUGGUCAUUGGUCGCUACAUCCCCAGAUGCCUGCCCAAUGGAGUCUAUGCUCCCUUACAAUGUCAAGGCGAGCCAAAAAUGUCCAGCUGCUUCUGCAGUGACAUUGCUGGAAAGGAGAUUCCAGGGACAAUGAUGGACCCACCCAACUACCCAGACUGUGAGAAAGGUGAAAACUUGAACCCCUGUGUGUUUCAAUUGGUCAGCUACCACAGGCACCACUUAGUGGGUAGCUACUAUCCCAAGUGCUCACAAGAUGGUCAGUUUGAGAAAGUCCAGUGCCAUGAAAACCUUUGCUUCUGCGUAGAUCCAGAGACAGGGAAAAAACAGUAUGGAACUGAGUCACAUUCUUCAAAUACUAUGAAUUGUGAAGGAGACUCUGAUAUUGACCUGGACUUAGCAGUACCUAUCAUCACACCACCUCCUACAGAAACAGAAACUCCAAAGACCGAGGAAGAAAAACAUGAUGAUGAUGAUGAUGAUGAUGAUGAUGAUGAAAGAAUUGAUACCAAUGACAAUGGAGUAAUCAAUAUUGACCAGCCCGGGGUCAACAAGCAUGACGAAACGAAUGAAAAUAAAAGUGGCACAUCAGAAGAAGAAGAGAUAAAUAAGAAACCAGAAACAGAAAGUCGGGUGGAAAAGGCAACUAGUGAGAUAAUGACUCAGCCAGGAAUUUUGGCUGGUAUCAUCGGAGGGUCUGUAGUUGUCCUCCUCUGUCUGGUCCUACUCAUCAUGUUUGUAGUUUAUCGAAUGCGCAAGAAAGAUGAAGGCAGCUACCCACUAGAUGAGCCCAGGAAAACUCCAAACUACUCGUACGUCAGGGCGCCAGAGAAAGAGUUUUAUGCAUAGGCUAUAGAUAGUAAUAAUGAGACGCACAAUAUGAAAUGAUAAAGAAAUAAGAAUAAAAAAAGAAACCUAUUUGAUUGUCAUGAUCAACCAAAAACAAUGACGUCUGCUGAUACUGCAGUUUGAAAGUAACAACAAAAGACAAGAACAAAUUUUUUUUUUUCUCACACCUUUGGACAAAAAUCACGAUUGACUUGUACUUAAUUAUUGGCCAGAUUAUUUUUUCUACACAUUUGAUUGUCUAGAGGCAAUUGAGUUCUUGAUGACUAAUGUAAAUAAUUUCAAAAUAACAAGAUGAUAUUUUUUUUCUGUUUUACUUUAUUGAUCAAGUUUUCAACUCUUAAAGAGAAAUUGUGGAAUAAUAAAAAUGGAAAUUUAAAUGUGUCAUUAAACGUUUGUUUUAAUCUAAAAAAAUACUAGUUUAAAUAAGCAAAAACUUUUAUGGACUGCCACUAUGAACUUUGAACUAUGUAUAAACACUCUCACACAUAUAUACAUAUAUAUAUAUCUAAUAUAUCCCUACACAGGCUCACUGUCAAUCAUCUGAUGUGCCUUCUUAUGCCAUCCAUAUAACUGGCUGUAAUGUUUGUAUUUUAAAACAGAUUUUGUUCAAGAUUUAGUUCCACCGAGUUUUUGUUUUUUAUUACAUAAAUCACUUUCUGAAUCACUAGACUUUUAUAUAAGCCCGUAAUAUAUGUAUUUUUUUAAAUGCUAUAAUGAUAUCAGACUGGAACGUUUCUUGUCGAGGCCCACUUGGAUCACAAGAUGUGUGGGUUUUUUUUGUUUUUGCACAUGUAAUUUUUCAAAAUGCCCAAUAAUGUUUCAAAAAAGAGUUGUGUUCUAGUGUAUUGGUUAGGAAAAACAAACCAAUUGAUAGCACUGUAUGUGUCAACUUGUGACAACAGCAAUUCAAGAAAGCUACAUAAAUGUUCCAAACAAUUUUCUUUUUCAUGUUUUAUUUUUGUAUUUAUUCACUUGUUCAUUCAUUUCAUUUUUAUAAUAAUUGUCUAUGUACUCUGAUCAAAUGGAUAUUUCCUACUGUAGAGUUCAUUGUAUUGAGUCACUAUGACUGUAACGUCAACUUCAUUAGCAUCAUUGACUUGUGUGUAUAUCAAUUUCUUAUAUUGUCAGUACCCCCCUACACCCACACAUAAUAGCUCCCCCCCCCCCCUUUCCAAUUUAAACCAUCUCUUUUAUCAUUAAAGUGUUGUAUAAUUAUUUAUUUUUUUUACUGUUUCUAUCUCCAUUCAAUUCUUUCAAGUUGCUUUCUCCAUAAAAUUAUUCUUUUUUUUUUGGUCUGCUUUUUUGAAUUGAGAAAGAAAUGAUAAACAGUAAUUUUAGUUGAAUUCUGACUUUUAUAUAGUGUUUUAUUUUAUGGUUUUAAGGGAGGGAGGUGGUAUAUCUGUUCAUUCAGUUCCCCAUAAGUUGCUUAAACUUAGCUAGAACUAAUAUAGUGUUCCUUAUGACCAGUUCACAGAGUUGUCGUUAAAGCCAGAUUUGAUGAUUUAGUUUGUUGUUGUCUUAGCAACAUUACUUUAAAUAUAGAAUGUUGGAAUGGUCAUCGGAGAUUCAAUUUUUCCCAUCUCUGUAUUCAACCACCCUUUCAAUGCUUACAAUACAAAACACAUGAGAUACUAGUAACUAGAGUGUUAUUUUUGUAUAUCUUUUCUUUUUUUUAAAUUUCAUUUGCGUUGUGACUUGGUGAUUCUAGGCCAAUCUAAAAUUGUGAGUUUUUCUUUUACCUAAGAAAAUUGUUAUUCACUGAUUAACCUACUCAGUUUAAAAUAUGUCUAAGAGUAUCCUUACCUAGAUUUGAAUUACACUAGAACAAAAGUCCUUCACAUUGCAACUCCUGGAAGUGUUGAUGUGAUUUUACAAGAUGAUCAAUGGUUCACAAUGCUUGGAUUCAAGUUUUUGGCCAGUUGGUUCCCAUUCAUUGGCUGGUCUUCAGUUCAUUUGCUUGUCAUGUUGUAAAUAGUUCAUUGAGUUCUAAACAUGUUUCUGCUUGUUGUUGCUGUUUCCUUAGGGUAGAUUUUUUUUUUUUUUUGAGUGUGUAAUUUAUUUAUACAAAUUUUUAAAGCAUUUAUUUGCAAAACUUAAACAGUUUCCUAUUAUUUAACUAAUUUUAUCGAAUGAUUAUUUUGUAGGUUUUACAAUAGAAAGUACCAAUUGAAUAUAUUAUUUUUUUUUUUGCAUGGAAAACAAAAUUAUUGUAUUGUGCUUGGAAAAAAAAAAAUUGAAAUUUUCUAAUAGUGGGGGGUGUUCUGUAUCUACAAACAAAACAACAAACUGUUUAGAUGUUUGAUUCACAUUGAUGUGAAGAAUUAGUUUCUUAUCUGAAUGUUGUUUAGGUUUUCUUCUUUCAAUGGCAACAAUCACCAGACUGUUAUUGAAGGAAGCAUGCUAUGAUCAUAGUCUCAGCCCCCCCCCCCCCCCCCCCCCCAGACGAUGUAGAAACAACAGUGAAAUGGAAUUCAGCUCUAAAGCUUCAAACUCUUUUAGUUUUUUUUUUUUGUAACCAUCAGUUGUUUUUUUUUAUUUUACAAGUGUCCAGUUUUUGGGCAAACUGAAGUUUUCAAAUGUUAAUUUUGGGCAGUAAUAAUCUUUGUUGUUGUUUUUUUAAAUGAGACUUUCAAUUUCAGAGUGAAAAGAAGGGAAUGGGGGGAAACAAAAAAAUACCUAGUAUUAUAGAGUUUUUGUCAUCACAUUGUUUGUAUGUCAAGAGUGAAUGAGGAGUUUGUACCAUGGAUCAUUUAGAAGUGUUUAGAACUAGAAAUGUUUACUUCCUGUCUGGUUGAAGAGCCAUGUCAUUUUUCUCUUGGACCUCUUGUGUGGUUUUAAUUGUAGUUUUGUUCAAAUCUGUUUGUCAUGGGGUUUUUUGUUUUUUUUUCACCAGGGGAAAUAACACAUGGGAAAGUUUGACCAGAACUCUUUUCUUUCCUUUUAUUUUCUCUGCUAUGAAUCUUGUCAUGUUGACCUCCAACAGUUAUUGAUGUGGACCUGCUAAAUUGAAACUAAAAUAUUAUUGAUGUGAUAUAUAUGUUUUAUAACUUGAGGACCAGUUCAGCCCAUCAACUUUGAUAUUACAUCAUAAGUUAAAAAAAACAACACCCCCCUCCCCCUUUUUUUUUUAAAUUUCUAAACAAGUAGUCUAUGUAUUUUUUAUUUUUUUUUAUGUUAUUGUGUUUUAUAAAAUUUAUAAAUUAACCAAAAAAAAAAGAAAACCACCCACUGCAGGUUUUGCUCUAAAUGGUAGAAGAGGUUUGGUCUGGGCUCUGUACAUAGAAUGUUGUUAUGAACUUGUACCAUAGAGAACACAUUGACUCUGUGUAGCACAUUCACUAUGUAGACUUAUACCUCAUUGAUCAGUGCAAGUGACGUGUGACUGUCUUGUCUUCAAAUAAAAACUGGACAAAAAAAAAUA
This is a messenger RNA of Biomphalaria glabrata, 4924 nucleotides long. RefSeq lists its product as uncharacterized. Gene Ontology annotation, cellular component: membrane; cell surface. Lineage: Eukaryota; Metazoa; Mollusca; Gastropoda; Planorbidae. The transcript has 9 exons. The record is from RefSeq and is a predicted model, not a curated record. Bases 322 to 1503 code for a protein of 393 amino acids. Gene Ontology annotation, biological process: cell migration.